Messenger RNA from Sorex fumeus (smoky shrew), 4668 nucleotides. RefSeq names its product gamma-interferon-inducible protein 16-like. The coding region runs from base 186 to 4355 and encodes 1389 amino acids. The transcript is spliced from 23 exons. Gene Ontology annotation, biological process: cellular response to interferon-beta; activation of innate immune response. Gene Ontology annotation, molecular function: double-stranded DNA binding. Lineage: Eukaryota; Metazoa; Chordata; Mammalia; Eulipotyphla; Soricidae. The record is from RefSeq and is a predicted model, not a curated record.
UAGGCCCAGCCUGGUCCAGCUCCCUCUCCCUCUCCUCCGCCCUGAAGCAAAGACCCAGGCCUGCUGAGCCCACUCUGCUCCUGCCACUUUGGCCAUCCUCAGCCACCACCACCUCAGUUCCCCUCAGGCUGGGAGACCCAGGACCCAGGCACCAGAACACAUGAGACGGCUCCUCUCUGAGACACAUGGAGACGCAGUACAAGACAAUCUUCCUCCAGAAUGGGCUGGCGAUGCUCAGUGAUUACCAGUUCCGAGCAGUCAAGUGCUUACUGGCCAGUCCUCUAAGACUGACACCCCACAUGCAGGAGGAUUAUGACAGAAUUCAGAUUACAACCCAGAUGUUUGCCCGGUUCCUGGGUGCUACAUGUGUGAUGCAGCUCAUCGAGGCUAUUAAAGGCGACAGAGAACUGGAGGGUCUUGUCAAGUCCUUGAAGCGGCAGUUGGGGGAAGUGAGAAAGAGAUUCGCAGAGAGAGCAGCAGCAGCACCAAAGAGAAAGAAGCAGGUGCCCAGGGUGGGCCCCUCAGCAUCUGAGUGCAGCUCAAGUGGCCCAGGAGAAGCCCAAAGAGCAGCAGAGCCUCCGAGGGCCCAGGAAGAGAAUACAUGGGCUCAAGAACAAAGCGAGCCCCACAGAAGCACAGCAUAUGGUGCCCCCAAGGACCCCCCUGCUGCAGCUGGAGCACAGCCGUGCGCCCCCAGGAACCCCCCGUCACCAACCUCUGCCCCGGAUCCAUCCUCGGUAGCCUCAGCCCAGGCCAAGAGAAGGCGGCGUUCCCAGAGCUCAGCUCUUCCAGAAACAUCUGCAGCCAACCUGCCUCCCACGCCUGUUCAGAACCCUCAGAAGCCCCUGUCCAUCUGCGGCCAGACUGAGGGUCCGCGUUCAGCUCCUCAGGCAGCCAGGACUCCCCUGGAGGCAGCCUUGCUCCAUCUCCCUCCUCCAGCUCCUGCAGCUGCCACUAGCAGCCCCUCCACCCAGUCACCACCUGUGACCCACCACUCACCAGCCCAGAGCUCAGCCUCCACCCGGCAAACAGGUUCUGGUGCCCCAUCAUCAUCCCAGAGGUCAUCUUCUGCCCAGGUACCACGUACAGGCCCCCACUCGUCAGUCCAGAGCUCAUCCACUCCCCAGAAACCACAUUCUGUUCCCCCCUCAUCAUCCAAGAGGUCGAGCUCCACCCAGUCCCCCCUCAUCAGCUGGGAGCACAAUCUUUAUCCCACUACCAAAUCCUGGUCCCCCCUCAUCAACUGGGAGCACAAACUUAAUCCAGCUACCACAUCCUGGUACUCCUUCAUCAGUCGGGAGCACGACCUCGGCCAAAGUACCACGUCCAGGUCCCCCAUCAUCAGCCGGAAGUGCAACUUCGGCCCAGUUACUGCGUCCGGGGUCCCCAUCAUCAGCCAGGAGAAUGACCUCUGCCCAAGUACCAUGUCCUGGUCCCGCCUCAUCAGCCAGAAGCAAGACCUCGGCUCAGGUACCACGUCCUGGUCCCUCCUCAUCCACCGGAAGCACGACCUCUGCCCAGGUACCACGUCCUGGUUCAUUCUCGUCAACUGGGAUAUUGACCUCUGCCCAGGUACCAUGUCCUGGUCCCACCUUGACAGCCAUAAGCAUGACUCCAGCCCAGGUACUGCAUCCGGGUCCCCCAUCAUCACCCAGAAAAAUGACCGCUGCCCAAGUACCAUGUCCUGGUCCCACCUCAUCAGCCGGAAGCAAGACCUCGGCUCAGGUACCACGUCCUGGUCCGUCCUCGUCAACUGGGAGAUCGACCUCUGCCCAGAGGAGGGCCAACAGGAUCAGCGCAAGGAGAUGCAGGUGCUGGACGUGACCGAGCCCUUCAGGUACCACGAGGACCGCACUAUGUUCCAUGCCAUCGUAGCCAUAAAGAACCAGACACAGAAUCAGAUCGUCCGUGUGAAGGUCUUCCAUGAGAGCUUCAAGACAAACUUUCUCCCCUUGAACAUUCUGGUCCUCUCAAACUACAUCGGCCACGGGGGUUUUGUGGAAGUGUACAAAUGCACCUCGGUGGAGAAAGUGGGGUACGAAGAUGUCCCUGUGUGGCUGAUCAACAUGGUCACAGAGAAUCCAAAAAUCAGUCACCUGCGCCAGGAAGCCCCAAACACCAUUGUGAACGGGGUGUUCCUGGUGUCAAAGAAAGUUGUGCGGCACCCAUGUGUCUAUUACGAGGUCCAGGAUGAGACAGGCACCAUGCAGGUGGUGGUGUACGGACAUCUGACCGGCAUCCCCUGUGAGAGAGGCAACAGAAUCCAACUCAUCUGCUUUGAGCGAGGAGAAGAGCAGCACCAGUUAAGAUCUUCGAUCCACAGCUUUCUCAAGCCACCGCCACCUCAGUUCCCCUCAGGCUGGGAGACCCGGGCCCCAGGCACCAGAACACAGGAGAGGAUGCAUCAGUUCCCCUCGGGCUGGGAGACCCAAGAACCAAGCAACAGAGUGCUCUCUCUGAGACACAUGGAGAUGCAGUACAAGAAAAUUUUCCUGAAGAAAGGGCUGGAGAAGCUCAGUGAUUACCAGUUCCAAGCAGUCAAGUGCUUACUGGCCAUACCUCUAAGACUGACACCGGAAAUGCAGGAGGAUUAUGACCGAAUCCAGAUUACAAACCGGAUCUUUGACCAGUUCUCGGGAGCUGAAUGUGUGAACCAGCUCAUCAAGGCUAUUAAAGGUGACAGAGAACUGGAAGAUCUUGCCAAGUCCUUGAAGCAGCAGUUGCGGAAAGUCCGAAGAAGGACCUCUGCCCAGGUACCACGUCCUGGUCCCUCCUCAUCGGCUGGGAGCACGACCUCGGCCCAGGUACCACGUCCUGGUUCCCCCUCGUCAGCCAGGAGCGCAACUUCUGCUCAGGAUGCAAGACCCCAGGCACCCCCCAAGGCAAAACCCUGCAACCACAUCCUCCAGGAGACCCCAAUACUGGCGAAGGUCCUGCAAGUAUCCAAGCUGUUUGUGAUCAAAGCCCGGAGUGGCGAGGAGAGGCGCCUGUUCCACAGCACCGUGGCCACAACAACCAAGUUCUUCCCUGUGAAGGUCUACAACCCCCAGCUAAAGGACAGAUUUGCCUGCAAGAAGGUCCUGUGCAUAUCCCACUACAUCAGGGCCAAGGGCUUCCUGGAGGUGACAGGAGAGUCUUCAGUCACUGAAGUAAAGCAAGAAGUCAGGGUCCCAGGGACUGUUCUGGAAAAAGCCAAGAAAAGCCCCCAGAUCCGCACCCUGCACACGCUGGCGUCGGGGACAGUGCUGAGUGGCCUCUUCACGCUAAGCAAGAUAUCAAAUGAGAAGACCAAGACAGUGUAUGAAAUCGAAGACAAGACAGGGACCAUGGACGUGAUGUGCAGAGGGCGGUACCGCAACCUGCCCUGCCACGAGGGAGAUAAGCUCAGGCUCUUCGGCGUUCGACUGAAAAUCCACAACCAGAAGAGAGCGCUGUACUCGGAGGAGGACAGUUUUAUCCAGGUCAUGAAAAGGCGUCGUUCCCGGAGCUCAGCUUUUCCAGAAACAUCUGCAGCCAACCUGACCCCCACGCCUGUUCAGACUCCUCAGGAGUCCCUGUCCAGCAGCGGCCAGACUGAGGGUCCGUGUCCAGCUCCUCAGGCAGCCUCGCUCCAUCCCCUUUCUUCAUCUCCUGCCAUCAGCAGCCCCUCCACCCAACUAUCACCCACUACUCACCAUUCACCAGCCCAGAGCUCAGCCUCCGCCCGGAGACCAUGUCCAGGUCCCCACUCAUCAGACCAGAGCUCAUCCUCCACCCAGUCUGCAUCCAGGUUGGUGGACACUUUCCCCGAGGAGGGUCAACAGUAUCAGUGUAAGGAGAUGGUGGUGCUGGACGUGACCGAGUCCUUCAGGUACCGUGAGGACCGCACUAUGUUCCAUGCCAUCGUGGCCAUAAAGAACCAGGCACAGAAUCUGAUCGUCCGUGUGAAGAUCUUCCACGAGGGCUUCAAGACAAAGUUUGUCCUUGGGAACAUUCUGGUCCUCUCACACUACUUCGGACGCUGGGGGUUCGUGGAAGUGUACAAAUACACCUCGGUGGAGAAGGUGGGGUACGAAGAGGUCCCUGAGUGGCUGAUCAACAUGGUCACUGAGACUCCAAAAAUCAGUCACCUGCGCCAGGAAGCCCCAAACACCGUUGUGAACGGGGUGUUCCUGGUGUCAAAGAAAGUUGUGCGGUACCCAUGUGUCUAUUACGAGGUCCAGGAUGAGACAGGCACCAUGCAGGUGGUGGUAUACGGACAUCUGACCGCCAUCCCCUGUGAGAGAGGCAAUAGAAUCCAACUCAUCUGCUUUGAGCGAGGAGAAGACCAGGACGAGAUAAGAUCUCUGAUGCACAGUUUUCUCAAGGUGGUCUAGGACAGGAGCAGCACAGACACCGCAAGCCCACGCGCUCUGCUGACCGUGAUGCUGACCACCCCGUGGACACUGACCACAGCAGAUCCUCAUGCUGAACACAAUGCUGACAUGAAGCUGACCAUGGUCCUGACCUGAUGCUACAGUAACACCGACCACAGCACUGGCUGAGAUUCUGAGAGUGACACUGGCCGCGAUGCAGAGGGACCACAGCACAAGUGCUGACUGUGGCACUGACCACAACACUGGUCGUGAUUCCAGGCCCAGGGACCACAGCACAGGAGUCAACCAUCAGCUUGGAGCUCAGCACUUCUCA